AUGAGGCAGCAGCGGCUGCUGUCCUUCCAAGCAGACGAUGAGGAGAUGGGGGCCCCCACCCACCAGCUGCCCCCUCGCUGGGUAGAUGCCCUCGAAGAGCUGCAUGACGACCUCGCGCACAUAAAGGAAAGGAUGGGGCAGCUGCAGAAGGUGCAGCAGCGGCGGCUGCUGCAGUUAUUUUAUAGAUGCGAUAUGAAGCUACAGAAGCUUUGCCCCGCAGGAGGUACAGCAGCAGCAGCAGCAGCAGCAGCAGCAGCAGGCUCUGCUGCAGAUACAAGGAUGCAGCAGAACGCACAGAAAGCUGUUGCUGCUCAGCUGCAUAGCCUCAACCAGGCAUUCAGGCAGCAACAAAAGGCGUAUCUAGAAGAGAUACGGCGGAGGGUCCAUGAAGACGACUUGCUUCCUAAUGCCCGCGACUCAACAGCCCCCUCUCUUUCAGCUCAGCGGGACUUUAGCGGGGACUUGAUGGCGGACUUAGAGGUAAUUGAAUGCGACACAGAGGCGCGAAGGGAGGAGAUUGCUAAGGUGGCGCAGUCUAUGGUGGAGCUGCAUCAACUCUUUAAGGACAGCGCGACUUUAGUAGUAGAGCAGGGUACUUUACUGGACCGCAUUGACUACAACUUAGAACAGGUAGCGCAGCAAUCAGCUGAUGCAACAAAUGAAAUAAAAAAAGCUGAAGAAAGCAGACGCAGCGGCUUGGCGGCUAAAUGUAUUUUCUUUCUAUCUAUGACUAUCAUUGUCUUGCUCGUCCUGCUUAUAAUUAAACACACAUAA
This is a messenger RNA of Eimeria mitis, 774 nucleotides long. Its product is annotated as syntaxin, putative. The transcript has 10 exons. Lineage: Eukaryota; Apicomplexa; Conoidasida; Eucoccidiorida; Eimeriidae. The coding region runs from base 1 to 774 and encodes 257 amino acids. Gene Ontology annotation, cellular component: endomembrane system; SNARE complex; membrane. Gene Ontology annotation, molecular function: SNAP receptor activity; SNARE binding. The record is from RefSeq and is a predicted model, not a curated record. Gene Ontology annotation, biological process: vesicle fusion; vesicle-mediated transport; intracellular protein transport.